This is a messenger RNA of Sturnus vulgaris (Common starling), 2252 nucleotides long. The record is from RefSeq and is a predicted model, not a curated record. NCBI's taxonomy places the organism in Eukaryota, Metazoa, Chordata, Aves, Passeriformes, Sturnidae.
UAGCUGAAAAAGGCCAGGCAUUUUUACACUUUCAUAAAAAUCCUUUAGUUCUGGUUUGUGGUCCUGUUGAAAUGCUUGAGGAUUUCAUAAUGAGUAAGGAAAAAAUAAAUGCUAUUAUUAGAAAUACUGCAGCAUAGAAGCAGCCUUUAUAUUAACUUAGCUACAUUUUAAUGACACACAUUUAAGUGUAACAAUAUCCUGGAAAUGGGUUUAAACCACCAGAGUCCAGGUCCUAACAGCUUAAUCCUGCAAAUGUUUUAUAGCCAUGUGUAAUCUUAGAAAUGUCUUGUGACUGGGAAACAAAAAAAUAAAAGGAGGAUAUUUACUGAUGGUAGGUAGAGCUGUCAAUUACAAUAAUUGAAGGUUGUGUCAUUUCAUCAGCUGAAUCUACAUGUUGAAUACGAAUUUAGACUUGCAUGGACCUUUAAGAACUUCUAAGAAUAUUUUAAGAAUAUCUAUAAACUCAGCUAUCAAAAUAAGAAAAGAGUGGAAAAGACUUGGGGUUUCUGCCUCUUUACCCCAUGGAACAGACUUUCCUGUUCCUAGUGAAAUGUAAAUAGACCUAAAAAAUUUGAGUGGUGGGACAAUACAUUCCUAAAGACCAGGGAAAAUAAACCCUGAAAGAUAUGUGUAAUUCAGUGACAGAAAACUAAAAUGACACUGAGAAAACCUAACUUCCUUCUUGAUCUUGCUACUGAUCAACAAAUUAAUAAAUGGAUAGGGAGCUGCUGUGUGCUUCAGUUUGCCUGCAGGGAAUUUACUUUUCUGGCUGAGGUAGAUUGGGAGCUCUACAGGAUCCUCUGGUACGUGGAGUGUGGCACUUUGAGGAUCUGAUCUCAGCCCUUGGACACAUUUUCAAAUAAAUAACAGCAACAUUUGAUUCUACAGUACUGCUUGGCAGAAAAUGCAUUUCUAACAAUGGAGAUGGUGCAAAAGGUCUGCUUUUAAUGCUUUUCCUAUUAAUACACAAACCCACUUCUGUCCUGGAUCUGGUGCCAUCUGAAAUCUGGUUUUCCACUGUGCAUGUCAUUCACUAAUAUCCUGAAUCACUGCUGAAGGGAAGGAAAAUGGCAAACCAGAAUCUCUCUGGGACUGAGGUUGUCCUUGGACAGAUGGAAGCCAAAAUUUGCAAUGUUUGCAGAUCAGUUUGGUGCCCGAGCAGCCUUAAUUCUUUCCUGUGCAUCUGGGAGCAUCUUCUUCCUGCUUAUGUCCCUCUCCACCAGCAUCCCCCUCCUCUUCCUCUCCAGGCUGCCAGCAGUGUUCAUGCAUGGGAUGCCAGGUGCUCAGAAGGUUAUUACAGACAUGACUGCUCCCUCCCAACGUGCUGGUGCUUUGGGGAGGCUGGGCCUUUGCUUUGGAGUGGGCAUCAUUGCUGGCUCUGCCAUGGGAGGUGUUCUGUCCACCAAAUUCGGCAUUUAUGUUCCUACCUAUGUUGGGCUGGUGGGAAGUCUCAUCAACACCCUGAUAGCAAUGGUUUGGAUCCCUUCGCAGACUAAACCAAAGUCAGACCAUCACAUGACAGAGCACAGCACAUCACGGUCUGGCAGCUUGUUUAGCAUCACAGAAAUCCUGCGCCUGAUGAAGUUCCCGGGAGUAAUGGAAGUUUUCAUAGUCAAGGUCUUUGCUGGACUUCCCAUAGGUUUGUUCAUGAUUAUGUUUUCCAUCAUCUCUAUGGAUUUCUUUGGCUUGGAAGCAGUGGAGUCUGGAUAUCUGAUGUCAUAUUUUGGUGUCCUUCAAAUGGUUGUCCAGGGUUUGGUGGUUGGGAAGCUCGCUAGUCACUGCACAGAGAUGACCCUGCUCCGACUCAGCGUCUUUGUCUUUGCUGGUGUGGGCCUAGGCAUGGCCCUGAUGAGGACUGUGUGGCACUAUUGCAUCAUUGCAGUGCCGCUGGUGUUUGCCUUCAGCAUGCUGGCCACCAUCACUGACAGCAUCCUCACCAAGGCUGUGCCCUCCUCUGACACUGGUGCCAUGCUUGGGAUUUGUGCCUCAGUGCAACCCUUGACCCGGACGGUGGGUCCAACCAUUGGUGGAGUUUUAUAUAAACAAUUUGGAGUCUCCUCCUUCGGCUAUUUACAGCUAGUGGUCAAUUUAGGUUUGUUUGUUUACCUCUUGAAGAGUAAAAUCCCACUGGGAGACGUGAAAAGCCAAUAAUACAGUUGUAAGAAAGUAACUCCCUUAUUUUUUCCAUAGAAACAAAUUCUUGAGUUUUAUUUUUGAUUCCGUAAGCCUAGAAUAAAACAAUUUGAACAAUC